Molecule: messenger RNA, 1968 nt
Organism: Micropterus dolomieu (smallmouth bass)
Lineage: Eukaryota; Metazoa; Chordata; Actinopteri; Centrarchiformes; Centrarchidae
Gene: cep19
Product: centrosomal protein 19
Exons: 2
Coding region: 301-819 (172 amino acids)
Biological process (GO): microtubule anchoring at centrosome; trans-Golgi to periciliary membrane compartment transport
Cellular component (GO): spindle pole; centriole; ciliary basal body
Source: RefSeq, a predicted model, not a curated record
CUCUGAUGUAAUAAUUAAGUAUAAGAAUGGAUGCUCACACCAUCACUUAUCAUCGAUUACUGUCAUCGUAGGUGAAACACUAAGACCUUAAAAUAUUUACUCUAAAUAUAGACAGGCUUCGGUGUAGGAAGACUAAGGUUAUGCACCAAGCAACCGUUGAACGCUAAUCGUCUCUAAAACUUGCGGACACAUUUGUCAAAUAUUUUCAUUAUCAUAGCUAAAAUGUUUAUAGUUUUUUACCGCUGAACUCCCAACUGGAGACCAGGUGAAACUAGGUUUUCUGCAAACAUAGAACAGAAGAUGAGUUUCGAGGCAAAGCGAUGUGGAGUGCAGUUCAGUCCUCCAGCUAUAGUUUUAAUUUAUGAACACAAGGAAACCCAAAAGGUGCGGAAAAGAAUUAUACCUGUGCGGAACUUCUCUAAAUAUUCUGAGCAGUUUGACUCCUUGAUGCCCUCUCUCCUUAACCCUCCAGACUACAGCAUGGCUGCUGAAAGGCUGAAGAACCACGCUCGCCACAGGGACCACCUGUUGGGUGUGUCCCAGAGCCAGCUAGAGAAGCUUCACAUCAUCCUGCGAGAUCACAUGCAGGGCUUCAGCUUGGAGCACAGCCUGGCCUCGUUCCGCCUGGACCCUGACGAAGACCUGAACAAACUGGACGACGAGGAGCUGGCUCGCAAGAAGGGCCAAAUGGAGGAACUGUUUGAGAAGAACCGGAGGCGCAAAGAUGAUCCCGACUUUGUUUAUGACCUGGAAAUGGAUUUCACAAACAUCCCCCAAGAAAAGUGCAGCUGGGACGACGAGUCUGAUGAUGGAUUUUAAAACUGUUCUCUCCAAUAGUUUGUGACCCUUCUGGUUAAGUUCAGAUGAAGUGGAUGUUUAGUCUUUGUUGAAACUGUUUUAUAGGCAUCAUUUUGGCAUUUAUAGCACUGUUAAAUUAUACCACAUUAUACUGAGAAAUGUUUCUAAUAUUUUGCCCAUCCCAUUCAACUGAAUGGGUAAAUGAAAUAUUAGAAACACCACUCAGAAUGAUGCAAUACAGUUGAACAGCACUGCAAACUUAUGCCCCCAAAAUGUCCAUAAAGUUGAACGCAUACCUCUAAAACAACAAACAGAAUAUUCACGUUCAUGAAGGUAGAUUUUACUGCAGGACUGUUGUAUUCGACUGCACUAAUUAAUCUACUUGUACCUAAUAAACUGGAAACUGAAUGUUAAAAUUGUUUAGGCAAUAACUAGAAUUUUGGACAUGGAUGAAAAGUGGAGUUAGCAACAGCUGCCGCUACAGAGACUGAAAAGAAUAGAACGCCAACCUUCACAAAGACAUCACAGUAUUCAGUGCCCAUUUGACACAGUCUUAUAAAUGCAGGAGGUAUCAGUGUUCACUGUUUUUAUAAAGGUUUGGCAUUUCACUGAAAGCACCUUUAACCCAGUGUUUAACCAGUUACCCCUCGUGGGAGUCUAGCAACUCUUGAGAUCUCUGCACCUGAAAGUACAACUGGAGGCUCAAUGCAAUGGAGCCUGAAAAUUAUUUGGCACAGAAACCUGCUAAAUAAAAACAUCUUCAGAAUCCAUUACUGUUAUUCUGUGUUAUCCACAGACCCCACGGUCAAUUGAGUUUUCACUGACAAGUAGUUUUUAUGACAAUUUUUGCACUUGUGAAUAACAGUUCUCCAUGAAAAAUUACCAUUCGGCCUUUAAUUUGUAAAAGUAACUUGAACAUUGUUUUAGAAAAAAAGGUUAUCGUUUAAAUUCUUCAUGUGUAAUUUGCUGAUGCUUUUUGAGUCCCACAAACCAAAUACCAUCGACCUAAUUGUAGUGAGGAGACGGCAGAAGUCUCCAAUACAUGCCCAGAAAACCACUAGAGGCAAAACAUCUAACUCAGAUGACAUAACCCAAACAAUGUUUUUGAAUUCCCUAUGGUGCUUACAUUUAUUUUAAAACUGCAAUGAAUUAAACAAUGCAUGAAUAAUA